AGGCGCAGCCCAGGCCAGAGUGCUGCUGAAGGGAAGUUGGCGCUCCAGCCGCAGGCAGGGAGAAGAGCCCCGUCGCCGCGAGGCGCGCCCAGGGCCAUGGAGAGACGCGCUGCCCAGCGUCGCGCGCCAAGGCCGCUGCUGCUCAUGCUCUUUGCGGUCCUCGCCUGCGCCCCACCGCUGGCGCGCGCGCUGCCCUCCAAGGUGUCGCGCGGCGUCGCCGUCCCCUUUGUCUUCGACCCGCACGCCGUCUGCAGCCCGCCUUGCCAGCACGGGGGCCUGUGCAUCAGGAACGCCACCUGCUUCUGCGCCAGGGGCUACGAAGGCGAGCUCUGCCAGCACGCAACUUGUUAUCCCAAGUGUAAAAAUGGAGGGAAGUGUCUCAGACCUGGAAAAUGCAGGUGCCAGCCCGGCUACGGAGGAAGAUACUGUCAUAAAGUAAGCUGUGAAGGAGGAUGUCAAAAUGGUGGGGAAUGCAUCUCUGCCAAUGGGAUGGUGAAGUGCAUUUGUGCUUCGGGAUGGACAGAUUCAAGAUGCCAAGAAGCAAUUUGCCCUCAAGGAUGUCGUAAUGGAGGCGCUUGUGUGGCUCCGGGAAUCUGCAGCUGUGCAGCCGGCUGGGUUGGUGGGGCGUGUCAUUUAGCACUGUGUAGACUGCCUUGUCACCAUGGAGGUAAAUGUAUUGCUCCAGAUGUGUGCAGAUGUCGUUCACCAUACUCUGGUCUACAGUGUACCAAGAGAAUAAAGGAAUGAAACAGCCUUCUUGGAAGAUGAAUGCCAUUAUUUUAAUGAAUGAACAUUGGUUAAAGGAGAAUUUUUGCUUGAUUGUAAUUGAUUCUUGAUUUUAAAAAAUCUGAUUAUAUAUCAAAGGGAAGCUUUCCUAUAUAAAAAUACUAAAGACAAUAUCAAGCUAGCUGGAUGUGUUUCAAAAUAUACGUGUGAAAGAGAAUCUGGUUGUAUGGUUUUCUAUUGUCUCAUGUUAGCACAUUUAUAAUUGACUAUCUUAUUUUAAUAAAGCAUUUC
This is a messenger RNA of Gekko japonicus, 1017 nucleotides long. Its product is annotated as von Willebrand factor D and EGF domain-containing protein-like. Bases 97 to 747 code for a protein of 216 amino acids. The record is from RefSeq and is a predicted model, not a curated record. Lineage: Eukaryota; Metazoa; Chordata; Lepidosauria; Squamata; Gekkonidae. The transcript is spliced from 5 exons.